Malania oleifera is the source of this 2880-nucleotide messenger RNA. Its product is annotated as protein MICRORCHIDIA 6-like. Lineage: Eukaryota; Viridiplantae; Streptophyta; Magnoliopsida; Santalales; Ximeniaceae. Gene Ontology annotation, cellular component: nucleus. The coding region runs from base 332 to 2398 and encodes 688 amino acids. The record is from RefSeq and is a predicted model, not a curated record. Gene Ontology annotation, molecular function: ATP hydrolysis activity. The transcript has 20 exons.
ACGAUUCACAUUUCUACAACACCCAACAGCAGUUUCCUCUCUCAUUCUCUGAAUCAACACGAAACCCUAGCUAGCCGACCCUUACUUGCGACAUCGAUUAUGGUCGAGUUGGGUUCUUCAUUGGAUUCUAAGUUAUUGUGGUCGAGUUCAUUGGAUUCUAAGUUAUUGUGGUCGAAUUGAGUUCUUUCGAGCGUUGGGUUUAGGGUUCUUCAAUCCCUAGCUACACUGUUCUUCGAUUGGGUUUUGAGCUUUGAUUGUUGGGCUAGUUGAGCUCCUAACUUAGAUAUCAGAGUCUGGUCUAGGUUGUUCCUUCAACUCUGAGUUGAGCUGCAUGGACAUUGUUGACAUCUGGGGUAAUGGUGAACUUGGGGAGGCAAAUGUGAAAGAUCUUAAAUUGGAGCCAAAUUUUGGUAUGGGAACAAUACAACGAGAAAAUGACCAUAGAGUGCAACUAGCUGGGCAUUCAGAGUCCAAAAACAAUUCUAGAAGACAAGAAUCUGAAGAAAACAGAGACUCAAAUGCUUUAAGUACUGAUCAGAGUGGCACUAGUGUUGUGGACCAAGGGCAAUCUCCAAUGGAUGAUACAAGCCUUUCUUCCACAUCUCCCACAUGUCCGGCCCCACUUUGUCGGCAAUUCUGGAAAGCUGGGAAUUAUGAGGAUCAGCUUGGUUCUAAAGUCUCUCUUCAAAAUGGGAAAAAUUAUUUACAUAUUCAUCCCAAAUUCCUUCAUUCAAAUGCCACCUCACAUAAGUGGGUAUUUGGUGCCAUAGCAGAGUUGCUGGACAAUGCAAUUGAUGAGAUCCAAAAUGGGGCCACCUUUGUCAUUGUAGAUAAAAUCACAAAUCCAAGGGAUGGGAGUCAUGCAUUGUUAAUUCAAGAUGAUGGUGGUGGAAUGGACCCAGAAGCAAUGCGGCAUUGUAUGAGUUUUGGAUUUUCUAAUAAGAAAUCAAAAUCGGCCAUUGGACAAUAUGGAAAUGGCUUCAAGACUAGUACGAUGAGAUUGGGGACAGAUGCUAUUGUUUUCAGUCGCCAUCUAGACAAUAGGACGUUGAUGCAAAGCAUUGGUCUCCUCUCUUACACUUUUUUAACAAAAACUGGCCACGACAGAAUAGUAGUACCUAUGGUGGAUUAUGAGUUUAAUGCAUCAACUGGGACAUUACAAUCCUCACCUCGGUAUGGCAGAGAACAUUUUAAGGCUAAUCUAUCCUUGCUCUUGCAGUGGUCUCCCUACUCAACUGAAGAAGAGCUAUUGAAGCAGUUUGAAGACAUUGGAUAUCAUGGCACGAAAAUUAUUAUGUACAACCUAUGGUUCAAUGAUGAAGGAAAUAUGGAACUAGAUUUUGAUUCAGACUCAGAGGACAUUUGUAUAGCUGGCGAAAUGAAAAAAGUGGUGACACUUCCUGCUUGGAGGGCAGAAAAUGAACAGCACAUUGCUCAUAGAUUGCGUUAUUCUCUUCGUGUAUACUUGUCCAUCUUGUACUUGCGGAUACCUCAAUCUUUCAGAAUAAUGUUGCGUGGGAAAGUUGUUGAGCUUCAUAAUAUUGCCAAUGAUCUUAAAUAUCCAGAAUUCAUUCUAUAUAAACCUCAAAGUGGUGGAUGCGUGGAGGGUACAGUUAUAACGACAAUAGGGUUUCUGAAGGAAGCUCCUCAUGUGAAUAUGCACGGCUUCAAUGUGUACCACAAGAAUCGUCUUAUACUCCCAUUUUGGCAGGUUGUGAGGUUUACAGACAGUAGAGGUAGAGGAGUUGUUGGUGUUUUAGAAGCAAACUUUGUUCAGCCUACUCACGAUAAGCAAGAUUUUGAGAGAACUACCCUUUUCCAAAAGCUUGAAGGCCGCUUGAAAGAAAUGACACUUGAGUAUUGGGAUUACCAUUGUGGACUCAUUGGGUAUCAAGUUAAAAAGAAGCCUCGAGUGCUCGAGCCUCUACAGAGAUCACAUUAUUCUAAUACUCAUAGUGAAAUGCAUAAACCUGUUACACCUAAUCAAAGAUCCUUUGUUAUUGGUAGUGAGAAAGCAGACCUUGCUGUUGAAGCCUAUCAACAUUCAGCUGUAUUGCGUAUGAAGAGGAUGGAUCAUAAUGGUUCAAUGGACCUUCACAAGCUGAAGAAGCAAGCAGGGGCAGAUACCAGUGUAACUGAUAUCUGGCAUAAUCGGGGACUGCAGUCUUGUAAUACCACUGCAAAACAGGUGAAUGAUCAAGAGGCCGCAAACUUGAUGCAAGAAAAUAAGAGGCUUCAUUUCCAAUGCUCGGAAUAUGAGAAGAGAGAGAAAGAACUGUGUCUCAAGGUGACUAGGCUUAGAAGUGAACUGGGAAAGGUCCAACGUGAACAUGCUCGAUUGUUGGCUGAAUUGCAGUCCUUGGAUGCAGUCAAGGCUGAAAAGAAUGUAAAUGUGUAGAUUUUUUUUUUGUUGUUGUAAAUGUGUAAUUCUGUUUGUUAUCAUGCUUCAAUAUUUCCCUUUUACAACAUACUGUUUCAUAGGUUGGCUUUCAACGUUACGUACUUGAGGUGGACAAGAACAUAAGUGAAACCCCAGCCUGUCUUCCUUCCCCUUUUCUCUGUGUGAAGGAGGUUGCUUCUAGGAGGUUAGGUUUUAAUUGAUUGAAUAUCUGAAAAAAGAAAACAUGAUUCUCAUGUUCCUCCACCAUAUCAGGGGUAGGGGGAGGGCAUGAAUUUCUUGUGAAAAACGGGAUUCAAGUGUUAGAAGGUUUUUUUUUUAUUUCCUCAUUCUUUUUUGUAAAGCUAAUGGAUGCAAUCUGAUACGAUGAUUUUCGACCGUAGCCUUGUAAAAUGUUGAUGCAGAAUUGCAUGAGACCUGAUAAAAUGUUUGAAUACACGGUACUUUGCUAUUGGAAAACAAGCUAAUUGCUGCUUGCAUAA